This is a messenger RNA of Capsicum annuum, 2172 nucleotides long. Its product is annotated as TMV resistance protein N. Lineage: Eukaryota; Viridiplantae; Streptophyta; Magnoliopsida; Solanales; Solanaceae. The record is from RefSeq and is a predicted model, not a curated record. The transcript is spliced from 3 exons. Gene Ontology annotation, biological process: signal transduction. The coding region runs from base 810 to 1700 and encodes 296 amino acids.
GGGUGAGGAAAAAUGUAUUGAACUAAUUGUGAAGGAGAUUUAUCGUUGUGUGGAAGGGGGAGUUUCAACCAUCAUAAAAUAUCAAGUUGGAAUUGAAUCCCGUGUAAAUAAAGUAGAGUCAUUGUUGAAGGUUGGAUUAGAUGGUGUUCAUUUUGUUGGAAUAUUUGGGAGAGCUGGUGAAGGAAAGACAACAGUUGCAAGAGCAAUUUUUGACAAGAUUUCUUGUCAGUUUGAAGGGUCUUGUUUCCUCACAAAUGUUAAGGGGGUUUCAAAUAAGCAUGAAACUGAAGGCCUAAAGUAUUUGCAGGAGAAUCUUCUUUUACAAAUCUUAGGGCUCGAACAUGCAGUACUGCAUCUAACAAGUGUAGAUGAAGGAGUGAAAAUGAUAAGAACAAUGCUUCGUUCCAAGAGGGUUUUAAUUGUUCUCGAUGAAGUGGAUGAUGACAAACAAUUGGAAUGCUUAGUUGGAAGGCGUGAUUGGUUUGGCGAUGGCACUAGAAUCAUUACAACUACUAGAAAUGCAGAUUUACUUCAUAGCCACGAUAAGCUAUACUCUGUCCCAGAAUUGGCUAGACAUGAGGCUCUUGAACUUUUUAGCUGGUAUGCCUUUCAGCAAGGCACUCCUAAUAAAGAGUUUGAAAAGCCCUCUUUUUCUGUAGUUAAUUAUGCCAGUGGUCUACCCUUAGUUCUUGAGGUUUUGGGUUCUUUCCUCUACGGACGAGGCACAGAGGAGUGGAAAAGUACAGUAGAAAGACUCGAAGAUACUGGUGGAGACAGAAACGUUGUUAAGCAACUCAGCUUAAGUCUGGAUGGAUUGGACGACGAAGAUAAGAAUAUAUUUCUUCAUAUCGCAUGUUCCUAUAAAGGGAAAAAAGAAAGAUGAUGUGAUAACGACACUGAACAAGUUUGGCUUCAAAUCAGAAAUCUGCAUAAAUUUCCUUGCAAAAAAAUUACUUUUAUACAUUUUAGAAGGAAGGAUUGAGAUGCAUGAUUUGAUAGAACAGAUGGGUCAACAAGUGGCUCAUGAUGUUCAUCAGGACAAGCUACGGAAUCUUUGGCAUGAUACUUACAUAAAUGUUGUUUUUCUAGAAAAUCAGAUUUCAAGAACUACAUUCCCUGUGGCUUCCCAAAAUGAAUCAGCCAAAAAAUGGAAAUAUGAUGCCUUUUUGAGUUUUAGAGGGGUAGAUACCCGUAGAACUUUUACUUCUCAUCUCUACACCUGUUUGGAACAAACUGGAUUUUGCAUAUUUAAAGAUGAUGUUAUGCUUGAAACGGGAGACUGCAUUGCAACAACACUGUUCAAAAGCAUUCAGGAGUCGAGAAUUGCCAUUAUUAUAUUCUCCAAGAACUAUGCUUCAUCCCAUUGGUGCUUGGAUGAACUCACUAAGAUCAUGGAGUGCGUUGACAACAAUGGAACGACAGUCUUUCCGGUCUUCCUCGACAUUGAACCAUCAGAUGUACGCAAGCAAAGAAAUAGUCUUGCUAAUGUGUUUGCCAAACACAAGACUACAUCUGAACUAGAGAAAGUUGGAAAGUGGAAGGAGGCUUUGCGUAAUGUAGCCAAUAUAGCAGGAUGGGAUGUUGCUAAAUCUGCCAACGGGGACUGGGGAGAAUGCAUUAAGUUGAUAGUCAAUCAGGUUUCUCUGAAUAUGAAUGCAACACAAGCAUCAAAAAGAAGGGAAAUCAUAGUUGAAGGUUGAAUUCGAUGGUUUUUUUUUGCUGGGUUACGCGGAUAGGUGGAUUGCCGAAGCUGACUGUUGCUAGAGAUAUUUUUGGCAUGCUCUGGUCAAUUAGAAGGGCCUUGGGAAUUGUUUAUAGAUGAUUUUCUACCAUGGGAUUGCUUUGCUUUGUACAUAAUCCGUGAAGAGCUGUAUUUGAUCUCCUCCACAAAUUUUCAGUUGAUUAAGAACAAACUUUAUGAAACAGUGCAUUGAUGCUACAGGCACACAUGAAACAUAACUGACGAGAAUCAAAGAUUUAAACUGUCUUGCCCUGAUAUAUGGAUGGAACAGUUCAUUUUUGUGCUGCCGUUCUGCUUUUUAGUUUGGCACAAUUCAGUAGCUUUAGCCUAAAUUUUUGUAUUUUUGUUGAAAGGUUCACUUUAAUAUAUGUUGAUUAUUUCAGAACUCAAUAAUCAACUUUUUCUAUAAUCUGAACCCUAUAAAUUCAGCA